Molecule: messenger RNA, 3912 nt
Organism: Myotis lucifugus (little brown bat)
Lineage: Eukaryota; Metazoa; Chordata; Mammalia; Chiroptera; Vespertilionidae
Gene: TTLL3
Product: tubulin tyrosine ligase like 3
Biological process (GO): cilium assembly; cilium movement; protein modification process
Cellular component (GO): cilium
Source: RefSeq, a predicted model, not a curated record
AUGCAGGGCCCCCGCUUGGCGCUGAUCCGGAGCGCGGGGGACCUGAGGGUCAGACACCCGUGCUCCACCGCCUGGUACCGCCUGGAGGGCGGCCCGGUAUGCAACUGGCCGCAGAAGCCGCAGCCGCCUGAGCCACGCACCAGUUACCCCGUCCCGUGGCCCUGGGCACACCGCUCGGAGUUUCGGCCUCUAGAGACGCUGCCAUGGCCCAGGUCCGCCUGCGCCUGGUCCGACGGGGCUCGUGCUGGUAGCAAAAGCCUGGCCGGCAGCCGCGCCAUCCAGCUCGCCCAUGGCACUCACGCCCAGGGCACCGCAGAUCUACGCCCCCUCGGGCGCCCGCACACCCGAGCCCUUGAUGAUGCCCCGCUGCAGGACGGUUCCCUGGUCCUCUGGUCAGGAUUGUCCAAGGACUCUCCGCACAUGGGCCGGCUCAGAAACGCCAAGAUCCAUGUGGAGAGAGCUGUCAAGCAGAAGAAGAUCUUUAUGAUCCAAGGCCACUACCCGGUGAUCCGGUGCCUCUUGCGCCGCAGGGGCUGGGUGGAGAAGAAGAUGGUCCAUUCGUCGGGCACCACCCUGCUGUCACCCCAGAAGCAUCUGAAUAGCUCAGUAACGGGUGAUAGUGACAUCACUGAGGAUGACGAUCAAGAUGAGGACGAGGUGUUCCAGCCAUCACAACUCUUCGAUGAUGAUGUACUGCAAUUGGAUAACCUAGAUGGGACACAUGCUGUGAUGUCCCGCAUGGUUCGGAAUGAGAUCCCCUACUUCAUCUGGACCACUCGGCGGGAUGUGCUGGACUGUCGCUUCCUCUCCAAGGACCAAAUGAUAAACCACUAUGCCCGGGCUGGCUCAUUUACCACAAAGGUGGGUCUAUGUCUCAAUCUCCGGAAUUUGCCAUGGUUUGAUGAGGCUGAUGCUGACUCCUUCUUCCCACGCUGCUACCACCUGGGGGUUGAGGAAGACAAAAAGGCCUUCAUAGAGGACUUCUGGUUGACAGCUGCCCGCAACGUUCUCAAGCUGGUGGUAAAGUCCGAAUGGAAGUCAUGUUCUGUCCAGGCAAAAGAGGAAGAGGCCCCAGCAGGCAAGCAGCCCAAGAAACUGGAGAAAAAGCCAGUGAUGCUGACUCCAGAGUUUGUGGAUGAGGCUCUCUGCGCCUGCGAGGAGCACCUUAACAACCUGGCUCACCUGGACAUUGACCGGGACCUGGAGGCCCCACUGUUCCUCAGCCCUGAGGGCUGGUCCCACUUCCUACAGCGCUACUACCAAGUGGUCCACGAGGGGGCAGAACUCAGGCACCUGACUGCUCAGGUCCAGCGCUGUGAGGACAUCCUGCAGCAGCUGCGGGCCUUGGUGCCCCAGAUAGACAUGGAAGGAGAUCGCAACGUCUGGAUCGUGAAGCCAGGAGCCAAGUCCCGUGGCCGAGGCAUCAUGUGCAUGGACCACCUGGAGGAGAUUCUGAAACUGGUGGACGGCAACCCCCUGUUGAUGAAGGAUGGCAAGUGGGUUGUGCAGAAGUAUAUCGAGCGGCCCCUGCUCAUCUUUGGCACCAAGUUUGACUUUGACCUGAGACAGUGGUUCCUGGUGACCGACUGGAAUCCACUUACCGUGUGGUUCUACCACGACAGCUACAUCCGCUUUUCCACGCAGCCCUUCUCCCUGAAGAACCUGGACAACUCAGUGCACCUGUGCAACAACUCCAUCCAGAAGCACCUGGAGAAUUCGUGCCAUCGGCACCCGCUGCUGCCCUCAAACAACAUGUGGUCGAGCCAGAAGUUCCAGGCCUACCUGCAGGACAUGGGGGCCCCAAACGCCUGGUCCAGUGUCAUCGUGCCUGGCAUGAAGGCUGCAGUGAUCCAUGCUCUGCAGACUUCCCAGGACACUGUGCAGUGUCGGAAGUCUAGCUUUGAGCUUUAUGGCGCUGACUUUGUGUUUGGUGAAAACUUCCAGCCCUGGUUGAUUGAGAUCAAUGCCAGCCCCACCAUGGCGCCCUCCACGUCUGUCACCGCCCAGCUGUGCGCCGGUGUGCAAGCCGACACCCUGCGUGUGGUCAUUGACCGGCGGCUGGACCGAAACUGUGACACGGGAGCCUUUGAGCUCAUCUACAAGCAGCCUGCCGUGGAGGUGCCUCAGUAUGUGGGUAUCCGGCUCCUCGUAGAGGGCUCCACCAUCAAGAAGCCCAUGGCGAUGUGUCACCGGCGGGCAGGAGUCCGCACAGCGCUCCCUCACCUGCUGACCCGGCAAGGCUCUGGGGAAGGCAAGGACUCGGGGACCCUUAGCCACAUAUCACUUCCUAGGAAAGGUCCUGGGGCCAGGAACCUGGGGCACAUCCAGAAGCCAGACUCCACUGCCACCACAUCCGCUGCUGGGAAGGGGAAGAAAGGCAAGGCAAAAAGUGCUACAGCUCUGGUCCACUCCAGUAUCCAGAAGUGGGACCCACCCUGCACAAAGAUGGGCUGCAUUUUCACCAUCACCUUUGCUAGUGGGGAUAGGCAACCCCACUCCUUGAACAGAUUGCUAUUGAGUCCGAAGAACCUCCAGACCCUGGGGAGGACCGUUCCCCCCAAACACCCCAGGCAAUUUCUUCCUGCUCUUCAAGGACUUCCUCACCACCUGAAUUUGCCCCCUACCCAGAACCUCACCAAAGAGCCACCCAGUAACAAGUAAAAGCCACCACUUACAAAGUAUUUUUAAAAAAUAUACAACUGAGUAUUGUCCCCUCCAAAAGAGUUACCUUGUGAGGCAGUUAUUUCAAAGAUGCCAGAACUCAAUUGCAGGUAGAUCUCUGCCCAGCACCCAAGUUUUUCCUGCCACAGCGUUGUGCCUUUGCCUCUGGGGGAAAGGAAUGACAUUUGCACAGCACUGAACAGUUGACACUGUGUCGCUACCCAACCAGCUCCUUUAGUCCUCACAACCUAGUGAGGUUGGUGCUAUUGUCCCCUUUCCAGCCAAGGUAUCAGGAAGUUUAAGGAAGUUGCCCAAGGUUGCACAGCUCAGAAGGGGCAGAGAUGGGAUGCAGACCCAGGUCUGUUGGAGUCCAAACCAUGGCCUCUGGGCGGGCUCCCAUCUGCCUUCAUCUGCCCCAGCCUUCAUCUCUCCCCACCUCCCCCGCCCUACACGCACACUUUGAGGGGUAGCUGGUCAGACUUCGGCCCUCCCCAUGCCUUCACAGCGCCUCUUGCUCCCACAGCCCCUUACCACUUCCCCAGCCUCCACAACAAGGUGCAGCUGCCUUCUCUCCAUGUGUGCCAACCCCAGGGGCGGGUCCUGAGACUGCAGCACAACGAGCUGAUGGGCUCUGAGGCCCUGUUGACCACAGGCAAGCCCUUGAUGAUUCUACCUACUGCCAAGAUUUUUAUACCUUUCCCACCUAACCCUGAGCUCAAGCAGGCACCCAUCAUCCUGAAACCAAGAAAGGUGGGCUCAAAUGAUGACUUGCUCCCUGGUGGGCAAUGCUGAGUGCUGGGGUCAGGGCUUGCGGGCAUAGGCAGAGGGCAGCUCCCAGGCUGGCUGGAACCCCAAGGGGAGGGCUUGUUUCCCUUAGAAUUUCCUUCCUGGACAAAUUCCUGAUCAUCUCUUCCCCUUCUCCCCUCUUUUGCACCGAGGCUGUUGCUUCUAAGCGCGUUCACGGUCCUCAUCAUGGAGGUGCCUUGCGGCCUCUACCCUUUGAAGUUGGAAAGCUUCCUAGCACACAUAGGAGUAACAAGGCCAAAGGCGACUUCAAGGCCAGACUCUGUGACAGACCCAAGACAGAAGCAUACCCCAUGAAGGUGCUGAACCUUCCGGGCCCCCUGCCUCUGAUCAAUGCACACCAGGGGUUGUGGGGUAUGGGGGAUGUGAAGCUAGAGAAGCCCUUGCUUCAGGCCUCACAGUCCCUAUGCCGGAUGCAGCACCAAAUAAAAAGGAGCAAGUAAAGUA